Elaeis guineensis (African oil palm) is the source of this 916-nucleotide messenger RNA. RefSeq names its product uclacyanin 1. Gene Ontology annotation, cellular component: plasma membrane. Lineage: Eukaryota; Viridiplantae; Streptophyta; Magnoliopsida; Arecales; Arecaceae. Gene Ontology annotation, molecular function: electron transfer activity. The record is from RefSeq and is a predicted model, not a curated record.
CAGACUCUAUAUAUGUUCUCAACCGGCUGCGAGAGAACUCCAAAUCAUACUUUCCUUUCAUUCGCCUAGUUCUGUAUCCUCUUAGGCAAAGAUGUUGGCAUUGAGAGCUUUUAUAGGUGUUGCGACGAUAGCAGCUCUUGUUCAGGUGGCAAUCGGCGCAAGUUUCCCCGUCGGAGGCCAAAAUGGUGGAUGGGAUCUGAGCACCAACCUGGCAUCAUGGGCUGCAACCCAGAAGUUCAUCGCUGGGGACAGCCUGACUUUCAAAUACGCAUCAUUUCAUGACGUGCUCGAGGUGUCGAAGGCGGAGUACGAUGCAUGCGCGACAAGCAAACCAACGAACACUUACACAGGUGGAAGCACCGUCGUCAAGCUUUCAUCGCCGGGGAAGAGAUACUUCAUCUGCGGGACACCAGGGCACUGCAGCCAAGGGAUGAAGGUCGAAAUCGACGUGGUUUCUGCCGCCACCGCAACUCCACCAACGGCUGCCCCUGCUUCUCCACCCCUCCCCAUGUCUUCCCCACCAACUGAAGCCCCAAAAUCUUCUAAGCCUUCCAAGGCUGCACCAUCAAAAGCUCCUUCGAGCUCGCCGGCGACCAUUUCUCCGUCCCCCGAGCCAUCAGCUUCAGAUUUGCCUGCGACCACCACUUCACCGGCACCACCACCCCGGUCAGCGGCUAAUGGACUUGGUCAGGAUAUAAAGGUCGCAAUGGGGUUCGGGGUGGGGAUGCUCUUGGUUUUGUCUCUAUGAGCACAAGCUAGAGAGGAUUUGUAUUUGAACUGAGUAUCAUUUUGUUGAGCCACUUGCUUUCUAUUUUACCAUUUAUUUUUUCUGAUGUCGAUAGUUUUUUGAGCUGUUUCUCCUGGGGAUUAUAUGUGGAUCUCUGCUCUUCAAUAAGAAAUCUCAAAAUUUUAUUAA